UCCGAGCGGGGCCCGGCGCGGCCCUGCCCCGCUUUUCCCGGCUCUUCCCCGCCCGUUCCCGGCCGUUCCCCCGGCUCCCCCCGGCCCGGCCAUGGCGCUGCUGCGGGCGGCCGCGCUGCCGGCCGAGGGCGGCCCGGCCUGGCUGCCCACGCACGUCCAGGUGACGGUGGUGCGGGCCCGCGGGCUGCGCUGCAAGGGCGGCACCGGCAAAGGCAAAGCGGGCGGCAGCGACGCGUACACCGUGAUCCAGCUGGGCCGCGAGAAGUACAGCACCUCGGUGGCCGAGAAGAGCGGCGGCAGCCCCGAGUGGAGGGAGGAAUGCGCCUUCGAGCUGCCCCCCGAGCCCGGGCCCCGCGCCGGGCUGGUGCUCACCGUGAUGCACCGGGCGCUGGUGGGCAUGGACCGAUUCCUGGGACAGGCCGUGGUGCCCCUGGAGCCCGCCCGGCAGCGCGGGAGGGAGCCCGACGAGCGGUGGCACAAGCUGCACUCCAAGGCCGGGAAGAAGGAGAAGGAGCGGGGUGAGAUCCUGGUGAGCAUCCAGUUCACACGGAACAACCUCACAGCCAGCAUGUUCGACCUGUCCAUGAAGGAUAAACCACGGUCACCCUUCGGGAAGCUGAAGGACAAGGUGACAGGCAAGAAGAAAUACGACCUGGAGUCGGCCUCUGCCAUCAUCCCCAGCAGCCUGGGCGGCCUGGACGUGGAGGAUGACUACGAAAUGGGGGGCAAGAAGGCCAAAGUCAAGGGCUUUUUCCUGAAGAACAAGCUGCGCAAGUCGUCCCUGACGCAAUCCAACACUUCCCUGGGAUCCGACAGCACCAUCUCCUCUGCCAGCCUGAGCUUGGCAGCAAAUGUUCCUGAGGUAACCAAAUCCCCGAGCAGACACAGCAGUCUGUCCAUGGAGCGCUCUGUGAAAGACUAUUUGCCGUCUCCCAAGCUGACCCACAAGAGAGCGUUCAGCGACGACGUCUCCCAGGUCAGCCCGGUCCUGGAGCCCAAAGCAAUCCAAAGCCCGAAGCCAAAGAACGAUCCCGUGUCCCGUUCUUCCCUCUGCAUCAACGGGAGCCACGUUUACAGCGACGAGCCCGCCCCGAAGAGCCCCGCGCUGGUGCCGCCCGGCUCUGCCCCGCUGCCCGUGCCCGCCGUGCCCAGGAGGCAGGACGAGGGGUUCGGCUUCACCCCGCUCCAUCCCGACCCCCAUGAGGCGCCCUGGGGGGUCGGCGGCUUCGAGAGGCCUCAGCAGAGGGACGAGCCGAGGUUCAUCCCGUCUCCUCCCAGCUUAGCCCUGCAGGAAGAGCUCAAGGUCUCCACGAAGGCCGUCACCCUCAGCAACCACCUGGGCAGGGCCAGGAUGGAGGAGAACAGCCGCCUGGAGAACAACAAGCCCACCCAAGCCACGGCGCCCGUGGGCUUCUCCUCGGACAAACAGCCCGAGGAGGCGAGGAAGGAAGAGAAGAAACCAAAAGGUGGCUUCUUCCACCACGGGGGCAACCGGAGCGAGGCGGGGAGCAAAGGCCAGGGGGAGAAAGUGGGACCCUCCGUCCAGGCCGCGGCGGCGGGAGACGAGAGGAGUAAGAGCAGCGGCUGGUUUGGUUCAAAGGAGCCCAAAGAUUCCCCUCAGAAACCCAGUUUCCCGUGUGGGCCGCAUGCUUCACCAGAGGUCGCUGGGAGCUUUUAUUCCUCUGAGGAUUGCAGUCCCUCUGCCUCCCUAAGGCACACAGACCCAGAGAGGGAGUCUCCAGCCAAAAGCAUUGGUGUCCCCGUUCCUGAAACCACUCCCCCAUCACAAGGAGACCUUCCUCCUCCGGACACCGAACCCACCGUCCCUCCGCCGCUCUCGGAGUGGGACGAUACCUUCGAUGCCUUUGCCACCAGCAGGCUCAAGCCGGAAGGGAAGAAGGAAAACUUCUUUGCUUCCCUGGCAGCAGAGGGCAUGGCUUUCAUUGAUGAUGCUGAUGCUGCCAGCCCAACAGAGAGAGCAGCCAAGCCAGCCCAUGAGAAGGGCACACAAGGAUUCGAAAAGGCCGAUUCCCAAAUCGGGGGUGAAAUACCCGCGGCUCUUCGGUCUUGGACAAAUUUCUCCAGUUUAGAUGUGGGGGCCAACUUGGUGAGCACAACCCAGGAGGCCACGGUGAUAGAGGACGUGCUGAGCCCCGUGUCUGCAGGGUCCAUGGGGAGGAGGAGGAAGAGCAGCACGCCCAUGGUUUGGACAGCCGCGUUUGCAUCGGGAAACUCCGCAGAAAAAGAGGCUUCGACAGCACUAACGACUGGAAGUAGCACCAGGGAGGGAGGGGACAGUGAUGAGGAGGAAUCCUCUAGUGCAGGGACAAAUGGCUGGAUGACCAUAGCCACUGAAACUGCUCCUGAGCCCUCAGAGAGCACUCAAAGCGUGGCUGAGGAGCGCGUGGGUCAGGACAGCGUGUUCGGCCCACGACCCACCUUCCUCGGCGACGGCGCCUUCGAAGCCAACAGCGCGUCCCGUGCCGCCGCCCGUGUGCUGCCCAGGAGCACCUUCCCCCCCGAGCUCACCCCUGAAACCCUGCCAGGCAGCAACGUGGUGGCCGUGCCCCCGCGGGUGCUGGCGGAGGUGGCAGCACGGCCACUCCCUGCCCCUCCUGAGCCGGGGACGGAGCUCCAGGGCGCUGGGAAUGAGGAGGACACGUUCGACAUCCGGACGUCGGUGUACCGGCUCCAGGCCAGCAUGAGGCUGGAGGCCAGUGAAAGCCUUGUAAAGCUCAGCUCUGACAUCCGUGAGAGGCACGUCGUCCUCUCCCCGUGGACAGGGACCCACGAGCGGGAGGAGAUCGUGGCCGGCUCGGCGGUGCCACCCCCAAAACCUCCCCGGUGGUUCGCAGCCGCUGGAGUCGGAGGGGAUGGGGAGGAGGAGGAGGAGGAGGCUCGUGGCCCACAGCGAGGCAGCGAGGAGCGAGGGGAAGACACCGAGUGCCCAAAAGCAGAUGUGGAGUUGCCAAGGAGCCGUGUGAGCAGCGAGCCCUCUGUGCCGGCAUCUCCCAGCCCGCCUGCCCUGGGAGUGGACAUCGCCGAAGCCGGGAGGGAGUUUCUGGUCUCCAGAGAUGCUGAAUGUGUGGACUCAGCAGCGAGACCCAGCGAGCUGGGAAAAGGGGACACCUCUCUGGGGGAAGACCCAUCGGAGAUGAACGAGACGGAUGCGGCUGAGCAGUUCGAGACCUGCGCAUCCAAGUUCUCCCUGGACGGAUCAGGCCAGUCGGGUGCUGAGCAGAGCUGGAGCCAGCCCCGUUUGUCCCCUCAGAUGGGGCCCACAGACAGUGCCAAGUGGGAGCUGGCCUCCACAAAGGAGCCGUUCCCUGAGGAGCUCAGUGUUUCAGGACUAAACCCACCUUCCAAGCUAGACCUGGGCCAGCCGGAAAUGUUCUGGUCGGCUCUGGAAGAGCAGGAGGCAGCUGCUCAUCCCGCUGGUCUCAGCCCAAGGUUAGCACGUGGGGAGAGCCCACCCUGCCCACAGCCGGCAUGGGAUGAUGGUGAGGGGCAAGAGGGACACCGGCCUGAGCCUCGUGCCCCCGUGGCAGUGGCCAGCCCUCCUGAGGAGGCAGAGCAGGGCAGACCCCCCCGCAGCGAGCCCGAGGGGCCGCGGCACUCGGCAGACAGCAGGAUAGACUUCAAGAAGGCGGAUUUCUGGAAGCCAGACAGGGCGGAGGAGAGGCACAAGCAGGAAGCUCCAUCCUCGAAAAACCCCUUUACUCUGGCCCUCAGCCCCAACUCCCCAAGCAACCCCUUCGUGGAGACACCCCCAGACCCCUCCCUCCCUGCUCAAGCUGUGCUGCCCGAAAAGCUUGACCAGGGCGACUUCAGCUUCUCCAGCCUCCACGAGGAAGCCCUCGGGCAAGGCUUCCAGCCCACUAACCCCGCCGGGCACCCGCUCGUGCAGCCUCCCUUCCCGCAUGCCAGCCAGCCCUUGGCCUUCUCCACCCCUUUCCUCGUGGCUGCCACUAACCCCGAGCAGUUUGUUUUCCCCUCCCCUGCCGUGUUCCCCCCGAGCCGCGGGGUCCCCGCCGCCUCCAGCCGCGCAGCCGCCCAGCCCUGCCCUUUGCCGCAGCCCGGGGACACACAGGCUUCAGCGCUCGUGGUUUUGCCCAGGGAGACACAGCCAGCUGAGAAGCCCCUUUUCCAGCAGACGACCAGUCCCCACCCGGUGAAGCCCAUCAGCGCCGCGGUGCAGGAGGUUUCUACUGAGAAGAAGCAGCAGCACAGGUCCAGCCUGACCUCAGCACUGAGCAAUGGCCUGGAGAAGCUGAGGACAGCCACCACGAGCAGUGUCCAGCCUGUGGCCCCGACCUCCCACCCGGAGAAAACGGACUCCAAGAAGUUAAAGGAUCCCACCGUGCUGGACCAGUCAGCCAAGUAUUACCACUUGACCCACGACGAGCUCAUCCAGCUCCUGCUGCAGAGGGAGAUGGAGCUGAGCAAGAAGGAGGAGCACAUCCAUGAACUGGAGAACUACAUCGACCAGCUGCUGGUUCGCAUCAUGGAACAGUCUCCCACGCUCCUCCAGAUCCCACUGGGGGAAGGCAACACCAAGUAACCUCUGCCCAGAGACCAGCAGCACUCGCCUAGAGCACUUCUCCAGUAACCACGCUGCAAACAUCCCUGCACUCCCCCCUCCUCUUCCAAGAGGGCUCCAGUGGCUUCCGUUCGCAGAGUUUAGCGGGAAAGGUUGUCUGCUCCUUCCCAGCCCAAGCUUCUCCCAGCUCUGGCUCCAGGGAACUGUAGGGUGGAUGAUGGGCAGUCGUGCACCCUAUGGGGAGGAGCAGAGCCCUCCACCUGAGGCAGAUGCCACCUUAGGUUCCUGUCCUUGUGACCAAGUGCCACCUUCUCGGGCGCUCACCCUGCCAGUGCUUUAAGUGGCCCAUGGACAUUUGAGAGCUGGAAACCACCUUGCCCAUGGCUUCAUCCUGCUGCUGCUGCUGCUCUUCUGCCCACACUCUUCCUCAUCUCUCUUCUGAAGUGGUGUCCCCUGGCUGGAGGAUGAUGUUGAACUGAUUGAGGACAGUGGGGAUGUCUAAACCCGGGAAAGCUCUCCCAGGACAUUAGUGACUGCAGAACAGGGCUGUUGUUGGAUGCCUCCUCCCCUUCCUGCCCCAUUUACCCCCCAGAAUGAAGGGUCUGUGUCUGAAGAGCCAGCUCCAUUUUGUGCCAGUUCCUGACUGCUGGGAGGUGCUACACAAAGGGACAACAGUGGAGUUGGAGGCCAUAAAGGACUUGAUCCAAUGUCACUGCCUGACCAUGAGCUGUGUUGGCUCCUUCACUCCGUGGGUGCAGAGUGGUGAUGCUGCCUCAGCUCCUCAAAACUCAGCUUGCAGCAUGGAAAAGUGAUGGUUUGUGCACCGUGAGGGCUCCAGGAGAUCUUCCUGCUUCCCACCCAACCCAUCCCCAGCCUGGCUGUGCCUCGAGGGGAUUCCUUUGUGUAUAAACCACAGCUCAGUUUUCUACUCAGUAUCCCGUGGGAAUUGCUCUCCACGGCUUUCCCCACCGUUGGCUCUGUGUUGUCUUUCCCAACCCAACAGGAAAAUGCCACUGGACCAAAGCUCAUGGAUGUCUGACCAUCUGGCCACCUCUGCAUGACAUCCUGUGGGAUCAGGCUCCCACCAAACACUCCCUGUCCCAGCUGACAUUCCUGGAAUCCUGGCAGACCCCCUUCCAGCCACUGUUAGUGCCAAGCACCGCUCCAGUUGGAUCACAUCCACAUGCCAGUGUUGGAUCUCUUGGGCCCAGCUCUGCUGGGAGCCCAGUGCUUCCAGCUGCUGACCAUGGUGUGACCAUCCAAAGGGCUCUGAUUUAUGUGGUUUAAUGAGAAUCCAGCACAGAUUUGAGUUCAGAGGUGCUGUGGAAGAGGAUAGAGAGGAUGUUGCUCCAUCUCUCAUCCUGCCAGGAUUUUGUCUAGAGAAGUGGUGGAGGGUUGGUUGGUGUGGGAUUUGAGCUGUCUUGGCAUGUAAGGCAUCUUCUCCCUCUUCUGUAUCUCCCAAAGUUACUGGAUUCUUUUAAAACCUCCAUACUCUUCUCUCCUUACUUCCAUGUAUGCCAUGACUUUGAAAAACUGUGCCUUUUGCCAUAGGACAGUAGCAGUUUCCUACCCAAAAAGGCUCUGAAAUCCAAUUCUCAUUUCCACACGACCCAUCUGGGGACAGGUUUCUCUUCUGUUUUCCCGCUCAUCCAAAAAAGUCAGUUUAUUUUUACAUGCAGAGCCUUCCCACCCCUGUGUGCAGGUACUUUGGGUCCUUGGCAGGAAUUCUGCACAGGAAGCUCAUGGGACGUGGGAGGCAGAGAGUUUAGGAGAUGACAUGGGGAGGAAGAGCAGGCCAAAUAUUCCAAGACAAAAUACAGCUGGAUAAAGACAGUAUUGGGUCAGGAGAGAAGGAGGUUUGGUCCUGUCUAAUUAAACCAUCAUAGGAGGGGGAGGAUUUGGUACCUGGAAAGGUACCAGCCAUGAACUUCCAAUUCCUGCCUGCCUUGGCCCCUCAUAUGGAAUAAUCUGAGGGUCUGCACUUCUCUAUCUGUUCCUCUUGUCUUUAUGUUCCUCCUCCCUUUGUGUUUCUGGGAUGAGACGUGAGGCUCAGAAGGAAGAUGUUUCUCCCGUUUUAGAAAGUCCCAGAAAUAUUUCUCUGCCUGUAGGAUCGGAUCCCAUGGCCUGAGCACCACAUUCCCUUUCUGAGUGCCCAGAGAAGCUCUUCCUUUGAGCUGAAGGCAGGCAGGGAGGAGUUGUGGGCAGCUGGAAUGCAGUCCAGCCUUGGAAAAGCAGCACGGCACGGGAAUGAGGGCUGGGAGGAGGGGCAGGUGUAGCUCAAGUGGGCAUUAAUAAGGGGGAGGAGCAGAGCCAAAAUCUCACACGAGAAUCCCACACUGGCUCCCCACUCCCUAAAAAAACAUCUGCUUCCUUGGAGCUCUCCCCCGGCAGCGUUGGCUCUGCAGGUGCUCCCCACACACAAGUGCCAAUGUUUCUGAGGAUCUCGCUGCACCUCCUCCCUGCCUUCUCCCCUCCUCUUCCAUCGUGUCUCACCACUUCCCUCAGCCCCCUCUGCCUUACUCAGCUCUGCCUUUUGUCGCUCCAAAGCUUGAAUGUUUUGCACUCAAAUCUCUGAAGUUACUCUCAGAGCUCAGCAGGCGGUGCCGGAGGUGCAAGAGGUGCUUCCCCAUCUCCUGCCUUUCCAGCAAGAGGUGCUUCCCCAUCUCCUGCCUUUCCAGCAAUAGGAGCUUCCUCACCUCCUGCCUUUAGAGCAAUAGGAACUUCCUCAUCUCCUGCCUCUCCAGCAAUAGGAGCUUUCUCAUCUCCUGCCUUUCCAGCACUACCUUUUCCCUCUAUCCCUUACCUUUCCAGCAAUAGGUGCUUCCUCAUCUCCUGCCUUUCCAGCAAUAGGUGCUUCCUCAUCUCCUGCCUUUCCAGCAGUAGGUGGUUCCUCACCUCCUGCCUUUAGAGCAAUAGGUGCUUCCUCAUCUCCUGCCUUUCCAGCAACAGGUACUUUCUCAAAUCCUGCCUUUCCAGCAAUACCUGCUCCCUCCAUCCUUUACCUUCCCAGCAGUAGGUGCUUCCUCCAUAUCCUUUCAUCUCCUGCCUUUCCAGCAAUACCUAUUCCUUCCAUCUCCUGCCUCUCCAGCAAUAGGAGCUUCCUCAUCUCCUGCCUUUCCAGCACUACCUUUUCCCUCCAUCCCUUACCUUUCCAGCAAUAGGUGCUUCCUCCAUAUCCUUCCAUCUCCUGCCUUUCCAGCAAUACCUGCUCCCUCCCAUCUCCAAAGGCCAAGGCAGUUCUGGCACUGGUGCCUUGGCGUUGGGUGUGAUGCAGGAGCUGCAGAAGGAACAAGCAGUGAUGGGUGUUCCGUGUCUGUCCUCGAGUGUUUGGAAGUUCUGAGGUAUCUACAAAUCGACUGGUGUUUAGGAAAAGGUAUCUUAAAGAUGCUCCUGUCUCUGUUCUCUGUUUCUCCACCCCUCUGUCCUGAAAAUGUGGGGUUUUCCCCAGCACCCCCCAGGUUGAUUCUGUCCAUCAGAGCAGCAGCUUGGCUACACCACAGCGCUGAAACCAGAGUCUGUUUAAUUUGUUGUUAGAAGUUCCCAGAGGGAAAUGGUUUCGAGGACCUUGUGGAGGGAAGGGAUGAGGAAAAGAAUUGUGGGGGGAAACGUUCUCAAGUUGCCCAUGUUCUGUCUGGGGUUUAUCUCCAUAGUUAGUGACCUAAAUCUCUGUUUUUUAGCGAUUUAUUUGGCAGCCCAGGGGCAGGAGCAGCAUCCCUGCUCCUUGUUGGAGCCACGCUGAGCUCUGUUCCUGUCUGCUGAACCCAGCAGACCACAAGGUUUUGCUGGACCAGCAGCAACUUUUCCCUGGUUCCACUUUAAACACAGCCAUAACGAUCCCUCUGUGGUUUUGCCUUUCUCUUGGACUCUGUUUUUCCACACUGUUCCAUGUGGUUCCAGCAGGGUGCUGUUGGCUCUGCUUUUGUUGUCAGCCCAUGACUGGGUUUCUUGCUUUUCAAGAACUUUGGCCAAGUGAUUUUCUUUUCUCCUUGGCUGCUCCUUCUGGUCACAGGCUGGGCCAGAAGAACCACCAAGGUUUAUCCUUUAACUGGAACAAACCUGAAGGGAUGUGGGUUCUCAAGUGUAGACUCAGCCUUAUGACUCGUCUGUGAAGAAACCACCGUGUGUUUCCUGUCUCAUGGGGUGGAAAAAACAUCCCAAAGUGGGAAAAGAAGCAUCAGGGAGGGUUUGGAGUUGUUGAUUUCCCUGUACUUCACGUACCAAGGAAGUGGGUUCUGUGCGUUUCAUGUUUUAAUAGUUGCAACUAAUGUUUAUAAAGAGCUUGUUAUUUACGUUUUCAGCACUUUAAAGAAGAAAAAAAAAAUAAAAGUUGUUCAAGCUGUUCCUA
Corapipo altera (White-ruffed manakin) is the source of this 8885-nucleotide messenger RNA. RefSeq names its product RAB11 family interacting protein 5 (gene RAB11FIP5). The record is from RefSeq and is a predicted model, not a curated record. Gene Ontology annotation, cellular component: secretory granule; early endosome; mitochondrion. Gene Ontology annotation, biological process: regulated exocytosis. Gene Ontology annotation, molecular function: small GTPase binding. Lineage: Eukaryota; Metazoa; Chordata; Aves; Passeriformes; Pipridae.